GAAGGACUUUAAGUCCAGCUGCCAGGCCCCUGAUGGGAAGAGGCAGAGAGGGCUGGCCACCAUGCACAGCUCCCGCAGCCUCUGGGUGAUGCUGCCGCCGCUGCUGCUGCUGCUGCUGGCGGCCGCUGGCUCCACCAUGGCCCUCACGGCGGAGGAGAAGCGCAGCAUGGUAGAGCUCCACAACUUCUACCGCGCCCAGGUGAACCCACCGGCCUCAGACAUGCUGCAGCUGAGGUGGGACGACCAGCUGGCCGACUUCGCCAAGGCCUACGCUCGGAAGUGCGUGUGGGGACACAACAAGGAGCGCGGGCAGCGCGGGGAGAACCUGUUCGCCAUCACGGAGGACGACGGCGUGGACGUGCCGCUGGCCGUGGCGAACUGGUACGAGGAACGCGAGCACUACAAUCUCAGCUCCGGCGCGUGCGACCCGGGCCAGAUGUGCGGCCACUACACCCAGGUAGUCUGGAGCAAGACUGAGAAAAUUGGCUGUGGCUCCCACUUCUGUGAGACGCUCCAGGGGGUGGAGGAGGCCAACGUCCACCUGCUGGUGUGCAACUAUGAGCCCCCGGGGAACGUGAAGGGGCGCAAGCCGUACCAGGAGGGGACUCCAUGCUCCCAGUGCCCCCUUGGCUACAGCUGCGCGAACUCUCUCUGCGAGCCCAGGAGAAAGCCGGAGGAGGCGGAGGAUUCGCCUCCGCCGGUGACCGAGGUCCCUUCCACCCUGACAACUGAGGCCCCAAGCUCCGGGGAAACCGGUACUCCGCCCCUAGCAACCUCCUUGGUAACAAAUGUCGCGGGCUCCCUGGCAAAGGAGUCCUCACCUGCAGCAGAAACAGAUGUCCAAUUUUCCAUAGCAGCGGGAGGCCACGACUCCUUGGCAACAGAGACUCAGCCUUUUUCAGUUGAGGUCCCCUCCGUUUACCCAGCUGAGGUCCCCUCACGGGAUGAAGGGCCAGUUAACUUCCUCCCAUCAACGCGUAGCCCGGUCCCCGACCCGAUGGGCCAAGACGCCAGCGCCACCUCCAUGAGUCCAGAGAAAUCUCUGAAUUCCAAGAAGACAAAGAAAGUAGACCCCCUACCCGAGGUCCUGCAGGAGGCUGCGCAGUUACCUACAAUAGACCCAGUGUUCCUCGAGGCAGGGGCAGAGUCCAAGCUUAUCAGUGAGGCAUUGGCCGCAGCUCUUCCAGCCCAGGAUGGUGAGGUGCAGGCCUCACCGAACCACUCUGGCCGCCCUGCCUCCACAUCCCUGCCUAACUUCCCUAGAGGCUCUGCUUUGGCUAAUGCCACAGGUGGGCGAACCUUGGCCCUACGGUCAUCCUGGACAGGGGCAGAGGACCCUGAAGAGGCCGGCUUGGAUCUGAAGAAUUCUGGCCAUGUCUGGGGUCCUUUCCUGGGAUUGCUGCUGCCUCCCCUGCUGAUGGCUGCCAUCUUCUGAAAGGGACACUCAAGGCUAGGCCUGGUCAGGAGACUGGCCUCAUGCCCAUUCUGGAUUCUUUCCCCAAGUUAGAAGCCAGACCUUCUGGAGCAGGUCCUGCUCUCUCUGCGCCCCCCCCCCAGCCAUGCAGAGCCAGCCCAAUGCCCCACCUGGGAGUGCUUCUUGACAGGGUGGAGGCAGGGGGCUGCCCUCAGCCAGCUGCAGGCUGUUCUGAGCAGUGUUCUAGUGGCCAUCCAUGCUUCGUUUAAGGACAAGGGGACCUUAGCCUCCUUGGGAAUGUGGUCCUUCAAGUCCCUUGGGAAGAGCUGCACCAGUACCUACUGCCUUCCCAGGGCGAAGAGGUCAGCUGCCCAAUUGCUGUGUUCUCCAUGCUGUCCCCGGCCCCCAGACAAGAUGCUGCCUGGCUAGAGGCCUUCUGGAAGGGGAAAGCUGUGGGUCCAGCUCACAGUAACCGCACGCCAGGCCCUUCCUGCCCCUUACGGCAGAGUCCUACAGAGGGCCCCACAGGAUGGGGCAGGGUGGGGUGCUGUCCGCCUGCAGGCCCUAGGGCUCCUGAACCCUGAGGCUUGGACAGCAGACCGUGAGGGGGCAGGCGAAGAACAAGCCCCACCCAAGUGGGGUUCUGUGGGUGGGGAGACAAGGAGCAGGCGCCUGAGGCAAUCCUGAAUAAAGCCUGUCUGAGA
Molecule: messenger RNA, 2118 nt
Organism: Meriones unguiculatus (Mongolian gerbil)
Lineage: Eukaryota; Metazoa; Chordata; Mammalia; Rodentia; Muridae
Gene: Pi16
Product: peptidase inhibitor 16
Exons: 6
Coding region: 62-1435 (457 amino acids)
Cellular component (GO): extracellular region
Source: RefSeq, a predicted model, not a curated record